GGCCGCGCAGGGAGCGUGCCGGGUGCGCGCCGCAGGGAGGGCAGCGGGGCCAUGAGAGAGGCUAGCCUUCUCUGGCGCGGAGCCGCUUGGUGGGGGGAGGGUGCGAGCCGGGGGCGGUGAGAGGCGUGCUCUCCACUGCGGAACCGAGCUCGACGUGCAGGUCGUGGGGCCGCGUCCCUGCCACGUUCCAGUGACCGCAGGCUGAAUCAUAGGGCUUCCCCGGGCGCUUUCCGUUCUUUGUGGCCGGGCCCCCGGGGCUCUCACUAAGGGUGUUCGGUCUGGCACCUGGUGUGAGGGGCGGGACACGCCACUUCAAGGCCUGGGUCCUCAGCGGGUUUUUCUGAUCUGAGGCGGAGUUGGAAGCACUCUGUUUUCUUCCCCACGUGGUCUGGGCGGGGAGGACGCGUCUCGCCCCCUGGUGGGAAACGCGGCUUUUUGAAACGGGCUUCCCACGGAAGGCAGUGGCUCCCUAGUGGCUUGGGUAGGGGCCACUUGAAAUCUUGCUGGUCCCUCACGGAGACCCACUUCACAUGGAGAGUGUGGAUGUGCGGUUGGUGACUCUGCCCCCCAGAUGCUGAGGUGCCUGAAUCCCUGGCGCGGGCCAUUACUGAGCUGUAGUUGGAGUAGGCUGUGCCUUUUCAAGCAGUAUCUAUUUACAAUGAAGCUGCAGUCUCCAGAAUUCCAGUCACUGUUCACAGAAGGAUUGAAGAGUCUGACAGAAUUAUUUGUCAAAGAAAAUCACGAGUUAAGAAUAGCAGGAGGAGCAGUGAGGGAUUUAUUAAACGGAGUCAAGCCUCAAGAUGUGGACUUCGCUACCACUGCGACCCCUGCUCAAAUGAAGGACAUGUUUCAGGCCGCGGGUAUUCGUAUGAUAAACAACAAAGGAGAAAAGCAUGGAACGAUUACUGCCAGGCUUCAUGAAGAAAAUUUUGAAAUUACUACACUGCGGAUUGAUGUUGUCACUGAUGGAAGACAUGCUGAGGUAGAAUUCACAACUGAUUGGCAAAAAGAUGCUGAACGCAGAGAUCUCACUAUAAAUUCCAUGUUUUUAGGUUUUGAUGGUACCUUAUUUGACUACUUCAAUGGUUAUGAAGAUUUAAAAAAUAAGAAAGUUAGAUUUGUUGGACAUGCUAAACAGAGGAUACAAGAAGAUUAUCUUCGAAUUUUAAGAUAUUUCCGGUUUUACGGGAGAAUUGUAGACAAACCUGGUGACCAUGAUCCUGAGACGUUGGAAGCAAUUGCAGAAAAUGCAAAAGGCUUGGCUGGAAUAUCAGGAGAGAGGAUUUGGGUUGAACUGAAAAAAAUUCUUAUUGGUAACCAUGUAAAUCAUUUGAUUCACCUCAUCUAUGACCUUGAUGUGGCUCCUUACAUAGGCUUACCUACUAAUGCAAGUUUGGAAGAAUUUAACAAAGUUAGUAAAAAUGUUGAUGGUUUUUCACCAAAGCCAAUGACUCUCUUGGCCUCAUUAUUCAAAGUACAGGAUGAUGUCACAAAAUUGGAUUUGAGGUUGAAGAUUUCAAAAGAAGAGAAGAACCUUGGCAUAUUCAUAGUUAAAAACAGGAAAGACUUAGUUAAAGCAACAGAUAGUUCAGAGCCACUGAAACCCUAUCAAGACUACAUUAUAGAUGCUAGGGAAUCUGAUGCAACCACCCGCGUAUGUGAGCUCCUGAAGUACCAGGGAGAGCAUGGUCUUCUGCAGCAGAUGCAGCAGUGGUGCGUUCCUCCAUUUCCUGUAAGUGGGCAUGACAUCAGAAAAGUGGGCAUUUCUUCAGGAAAAGAAAUCGGGGCUCUGCUGCAGCAGUUGAGAGAACAGUGGAAAAAAAGCGGCUACCAAAUGGAGAAAGAUGAACUCCUAAGUUACAUAAAGAAGAGUGAAAAUUGAUGAGAGCUGGCCUCAAUAGCAGAAAAUUUGGGGUAAGGUUAGAUUUUCUUCUCUCCUCCUCAGUGAGAUUUAAGAGACUUGAAUAUGUAGGCGAAAGAAAGCCAGCUUGGACCAGCUUAGAGGACCUUUUCAGAUUAACAGAGGUCUUCUGUGGUGAGUUUCAGGCAGUAAACUCAAGUCUACCUCCUCUUAAUCUCAUUUAUAUCCUUGAACCUUGUGAUUCUUUUGGAAUAACUCCUGCUGUAAUAGUAUAGUUGGCUUCCCCUGUCUUCAUCUGUCUAGGCGUCCCCUCUCCCCCACCCCAGGGCCCCUCUCCCCCACCCCAGGGUAACGCAUUACUGAUCUUCAGAAGUGCUGUCUUUAAGAAAGAAGUGUUUGAUGUUUGCCGUUGAAAUAACUACAUUAUUUUACCAUUGUCUUUAAGUGUUAAUUCUUACUUGAAUUUCAAAAUAAAAUUGUGUUUAAAGUAGCUAAUAAAAUAUCCUGUAUAAAAUUAUAAAGACCAGGUAUGUCCCUGGUGGUUGGCAUUCAUACACCCAAAACUUGUUCUAGCAGUCUCUAAGUUUUAGUACGUAGUCCAUAUCGUCCUUUGUUAACAACGAUUUCUUUAGGCAUACUAGGCCUGAGAAAGACUGGCUUGACAGUUACACUUGAGCCUUUUAUUUUAAUAAACAUUCCCUUUGGAAUUG
Molecule: messenger RNA, 2571 nt
Organism: Mustela erminea (ermine)
Lineage: Eukaryota; Metazoa; Chordata; Mammalia; Carnivora; Mustelidae
Gene: TRNT1
Product: tRNA nucleotidyl transferase 1
Exons: 8
Coding region: 572-1882 (436 amino acids)
Biological process (GO): RNA processing
Molecular function (GO): nucleotidyltransferase activity; RNA binding
Source: RefSeq, a predicted model, not a curated record